UUGACCCGUUGCCAUGGAGACCGGAGAGGCCUGGUCCGGCGCGUCGCUCCCGCCCUGCGAUAAGAGGGAUUCGAGGCGGCUGGUUGCGUGGGAGAGCUGCUCGUGUCGCUGCGGCGCUCAGUUCGCCCCUCUCCCGCGUUGGAGACAGAUAUCAAGUCUGUACAACUUGUUGUAUUGCUGUAAUUGUUUGACAAUUGGCAAUCAUGAACGCCAGUGACUUUGUGAUUCUCCCUGGUUCAAAGACUGGAGUCUCUGUAAAACUGAAAGCAAAAAGUAUACGAGAGCUGCAGUUGGAGAAGGUUCAGCUGGAACUUGAAAAUAAAGAGAUGGAGAAAACACUUCAGCAGCUACAAUCAAACAUGAGCAGAGAAAAACAAGAGAGGGAACGAGCAAGUGCAUAUCGCUGGAAAUCAGGCCAAGCUGGCCUGGGCAUGCAGCCCCAGCUGUUGUUGCAGAACAAAGAGAAUGUUGGAAAGGUUUCAUCAGGCAAGAUAAAAUUAAGAAUACUCAAAGAACAAAUUCCAGCUCCAGAGCCAGCUAAGCAGCCGCUUGCAAGUAAAGUAGCAAAGGAUGCAGCCCCUGAAAAGCCCAAAGUGAAGGGAAAGGCAUGUGGGCAGUGUGAGACAAAGACUGCGCUCUUGGUGUGCUUAGAGUGCGGAGAAGAUUACUGUCCUAGCUGCUUUGCCAGAGUGCACCAGAAGGGGGCACUUAAGCUCCACAGAACUACUUCUUUGCAGGCAAAAGCACGUAUACCAGUAAGGAAAUUGGAGGCUGCUCAGCAGUUCCUGAAAACAAUAAAUCCCGAGGAAUCUAAUGGCUGCAUAAAUAAUGGACUGAAGAAGGAAGUUAAUGAUAUAUUAGUGAAUACUUCAGACAUUCCUUCGCCUUUACCAAAAAUGCCAGCCUACAAUAUUGAGGAAGCGUCUACAGAACCUUCUGCGGAGGAUAGGCCUGAGAGCCAGAAUGGUGGGUCUUUAUUACAUGGUGUGUUUGACGAAGAAGAAUCUGCAAAGUCUUUUCAGGAAGCUCUGAAUCAGUGGAGAAGUAGAAAUCAAUCCCCGAAAUCUAAGGAGGAACGUUCCUGUCAGGUUGGACCAGAAAGUACUGGUUCCUGCCAGGUGCAGACAAGCCCUCCAGUUGCGAAGAAAGCUCUUGAAAUUGAAUUCAAGGAAGAUGGCUUGAAGUAUAUGGAAAGAUUAUUGAUUAAGAAGCACAGAAGAACUCCAGUUGAUAAGUUGCCAGAUAGUAUUAUAGCAGAGGAACUGAAACUUGAAAAGCCACAGAUUAAUGAACAUGAUGACACUUGGCUUGGAGGAGAGGAAGAGGAUGAAGACGAAGACGAUGAUAUAGCAGUUGCUCGUUUUGAAGCUAAAGAAAUGAAAAAGUACUGGGCAGAUGUUUCCAAACGAGAAGAGCCCGAGGCACUUCUUGCAAACGUUGAGCCCUGUCUGGAAAUCAGGGUCCUUGAAGACGCUUGCAAAGAGGAGCCAGAAGAACCUGCCAAUUUUGUGGUGUCAGAAGCUGGAUCUGAUGAUUUGAUUGAUUACAGUGGUCCCAUGUUGGAAAAUCAGAAAACUGAACCUGACGUUUUUCUGGCGCAAGCUGGCAAUAUUACCACCAGGUCAUCGCUUUCAUCUGCAGCUCAGAAAGAACAGUGUGUAAAUGUGCUUCACAAUAAACAGGAAGAAACACCUCGAGGUGAGCUUAUGGUAGUCACUUCUACUGGGGGCUGUUCCGGCGCAGAGGAAGCGGUUCCUAGCACCCCUUUUAAAGGAGCUGCAGCAGAAGAGAAGCAUUACAAGACAAGGAAGUUUAACACUUGCAAGAAAUCAGAACAGGCUUCUAGACCACCCAAAUUGGCUCCAAGGGAACCUUGCGCAGCGAUGUUUGCAGAGUCGCACGAAGUGUCGCCACUCACUGCCAAGUCUUCAGUGUUGUUACAGGAAAUAGCCCAGAAGGAGAAACCUAGCUGCAGCCCAUAUCGAGGGCUUGAGGAAUUCUUUACAAUGGAUACAAGCCGUGAGCAAGUUAUGACGGAAUCGUUUCCUUCGCCACGUGCAGGCAGGCAAUCGCCAAGCAGUGGCAUUUCAUUUUCAGGGUCUCAGCAGUGGAUGAGGCAGUUCAGCUUAAGUGAAUGUGCUAAUGAGUCUGUAGUGCAAGAUGUCUUGGAAACAGAGCUUGGCAGACCAUCAAGUAGACUGGGAAGGCAAAGCCCAUGUCCACGAGCUUAUUGGUCGAAGUCGUCCAUUGAAAAUGCUUCUGCAAGGCCCCUUUCUGCAAAUAUUCCUUUUUGCAGAACCAUCACGCCCACACUUCGCCCUUCUUCAGUUCUUCAGUCAGGAUCCAAAAGCUCAGCUACCUGGCCUUUAUCCCGAGCAGCUUCUGAAAUUUCAGAAAUUGAAGGCAUUGAUGUCACCGAACAUGAUGAUCCUUUCUUGGAAUACAGUACUGAUCAACAAGCCUUAGCAGAUUUAGAAGACGAAUGGCAAAGUAAUGCGGAUCCUUGGGAAGAAUUCAGUGACUUAAGCUCUGGAGAUUUCAGUAGACAUUCAAAGGGGGCAUGUCAGAAUCUUCCCGAUUUCCUUAAUAGCCAUGAAAUAAAAGACUACAGUAAAGGUGAUGCUAUAAGAGUUUAUGGCGAAAGCCAUACAGACGAUGAGGAAGACCAGAGGGACAAGCAGCAGGUGAUAGAACUGCAGUGAAAAACACACACAGAAACACACACACACAGAGAGAGGAAUCGAACUUGAUGUAUCAUUCUGCUUCAAUCCAUAUAAAAUCAUCAGGCCAAGGCGCUUAUCUCCCCAGCAUGCCAGGUUAACUGAGCUGAUGUGAAGACAAAUCUCAAAUAAAUAAAAUGCAUGUUGAUGCAGAAAAACAAACAGAGAGAAACAAUUUUGGGCUCUUCCUACUUCCAUUGUCUUCUCCUUUUAUAUUUAUUCAAUGCAUCUGUACCUUGCCCUUCAACCAGAAAAGCUCCCAACGUGGCCAGCAAAUCCAUAUAAAGAAAAACACAAAAUUAUGUGUUUUCCUUGCAAAAGAUGAAUUUGGUUCACCCGGGCCAAGCAAGAGGAGGAUUGGUGUAUUGUUCCAUUAUAACGAUUUUUUUAGUUGCUGUUCGCUAGAGGAGGUUUGCAGCUAUAAGGCUGCUUUCUGGUUUAUGGAGAUAGCAGCCUUGGUGGGAAAGCUGCAAAUUCCAGCUGUAUUGUAUGAUCAGGCUGCUGGCAUGGCUUUGACUGUUAUGUAACAAGUGGGGGACCUGCAGCAAAAUGUUGCAGUAUUCCUCUCUUCCCUAACAAGAGUGCUGCUGUUCAGGCUCUCAACUCUCUGGGUCUUGUAUACUUGGAAGGAAGAACCCAGGAGAUCUUCCUUAUUCCUAGACAGAACUUAAUGGUGGAUAACAGUAUGAAAAUUGAAAACAGUCCUAGAACAUCAACACAGAACAGUACCUUCAGGUUGAUUUGGUAUCAGUUUUUUGAAUACCACAAACUCAAGAUUGCCUUAUAUAAGCUUAGCUGACAUGGCUUUACCCACAAAUGUCCUUUUUUGCUGCUAUCCUACCAGCAAGAGGCUGGUAUGGGUCCUCGGCAAAAGAGGCUCGUGGCACCUUUAAAGGGCAGCAAAUUUAUUGCAGCACUUUUGGUGAACUAUGGUCAGAUGCAUGAAGUGGACUGUAGUCCACAAAAGCUUGUGCCACAAUAAAUUUGUGGUGUCAAAAGACACUGUGGUUAAUACUUCAUGGAGGGUCCCCAACGGGCUUAUAGCAGUGGUGUGGGCCUUUAUUCAACAGGCAUUAUCACCAUAAGUCCCGGUCCCCAAGAAUUGGCUACACUUGUGUGGCAUCUUGCCUUGGAAACGUGCUCCACUGGUGAUGUGUUGAUUCAUUGGCUGUUCCUUGAAGAAAAAUGUUGAAAGUGCACUGAACAGUACUGUGAGAGAACUCUAGAAUCAAGAAUCACUUUAAUCUUUGUAAAUAUUAAGACAAACUAAUUCUCACUUUCCUUGGUAGUUUCUGUGUGAUCUUAGCUCGCUACUAAGUUAAUUCUGUUUUCUUUUUGUCAGCUUUUUUUCCUGUCGGUGAUGGCUGACUUCGUUUAGACCCAUCAUUAAAAAAAUAAUCAUUGCUGUCACACUAGGUCUGUCGUACGGUUCUUGUUGAUAAGUGUUUACCCUCUUUGCAUCUCUUGCAGUAAAACCGCAACUUUUUAUGAACAUGUUAGAAGAGAACAAAGAGCCCUUUUAACUAGUUUUCGAAAUGGGGAUGGAUAGUAGCUGCUCCCUGUUAAUUCAGUCAUUAACCUUUUCCAGAUUACUUCCCUUGGCUAUGCUGUUUCGCUUGCCACCCACUCAUUAUUGCUGUUUAUACAAAAAUUAUGACUGCUUUGGGAUUUAAAGUUGUUGAUAACUCCUGCUUAUUUUUGUUAAGCACCACACUGUCAAUACGAACGUGAGGGAAGUUCGGUUCGAAGUCUUACUUCAAAACUACCUUUUUUAGACUUUCCAAAAAUGCACAAACUGAAAUGCACCUAUCCCAAAAUUCCAGAUUUUAUGAAUGUUUUCUUCAGUCGAGGAAUAUUUGCAAAAACAUAUGUGGAGAAGGAAAGUGUGCCUAAAAUGCAUUUAUUAGUUAAAAUAAGCAUGGGAAACGUAGUUUCUGCUUGGUGGUAUUCAGCUAAGUUUUCCUUAUAGUAAACCCCCUGAAAUUAAUGGGCAUAACUGCUGUGUUCAUUAAAUUCAGUGGGUCUGUUCUGAGUCAAAUGUGAUUGAAGAUCACCCACUACGUAUAAUAUAAUAAUGGUGCAACAAUAAGAGCCCGGCUGGAUCAGGCAGGAUCAGCUUUCUGCUUUUGCAGCGGCCAACCAGAUACCCUUGGGAAACCCAUAAGCAGUACCUGACUGCAUCAGUGCUCUCCCGACUUGUGAUUCUCAGCAACUGGUAUUUAAGAGCACACUACCUCUUACUUCACCUUGCCGACAAAGGUCCGUAUAGUUAAAGCUAUGGUUUUCCCAGUAGUGAUGUAUGGAAGUGAGAGCUGGACCAUAAAGAAGGCUGAUCACCAAAGAAUUGAUGCUUUUGAAUUAUGGUGCUGGAGGAGACUCUUGAGAGUCCCGUGGACUGCAAGAAGAUCAAAUCUAUCCAUUCUGAAGGAAAUCAGCCCUGAGUGCUCCCUGGAAGGACAGAUCGUGAAGCUGAGGCUCCAAUACUUUGGCCACCUCAUGAGAAGAGAAGAAUCCUUGGAAAAGACCCUGAUGUUGGGAAAGAUUGAGGGCACUAGGAGAAGGGGACGACAGAGGACGAGAUGGUUGGACAGUGUUCUCGAAGCUACGAACAUGAGUUUGACCAAACUGCGGGAGGCAGUGCAAGACAGGAGUGCCUGGCGUGCUCUGUUCCAUGGGGUCACGAAGAGUCGGACACGACUAAACGACUAAACAACAACAACAACCUCUUACUGUAGAAGUAGAACGUAACCAUUGUGGUUAGUAGCCACUGAUAGCCUUAUUCUGCAUGCCUAAUUCUCCUUUCAAGCCUUCCAGGUUGUUAGCCGUCACUACAUGUUCUGGGAGCAAAAGGGAAUAGCUCAGCAGGAACAGCAUGAGAUUCUCAAUCUCAGGACCAUGGGUUCGAGCCCCACGUUGGGCAAACGUUUCCUGCAUUGCAGGGGAAUGGACUAGCUCAGAGUUUCCCAAACUUGGAUCUCCAGCACUUUUGGACUACAAUUCUCCUCAUCCCCUGACCACAGGGAAUGAUAGGCGUUAUAGUCCAAAAAACAGCAGGAGACCCAAGUUUGGGAAACACUGGAUUUGUGUGGUCCCUUCCGACUCUACAAUUCUAUGAUUCAAAUCCUGCAGCGCCUUGUGUGGAGAGGUAUCUAUUUUCCUCCCUGUUCCAAAGCAUUCAAUAAGAAUAGCUCUCAGACCAUGUCUGCAAACGCCAACUUUUAGUAAAUUUAUGCAGCAUGCUUAAGCUUGCCUCGAAUUAGUUUCUCAGGUUGUUUGAUGUUGCCAUUUAACUGCCAAGGGCAGAGAUUAGAUGACUCCAGACCACGCUCGGUUUGCUCCCUGCUUGUUCCCGCAACCCUCACCAGCCGCUUUGUGUUUAUCGUUCGAAAGCUGACAGAAUGUCAUUUGUUUGCCACUUUGGAGUCGCGAAACCCACUUCCUGCCCUGAUGGGACGUGGCAGAAAACCAUUAUCUGUGUGCAGAGAUUAAGUGUGCUAAUUAGCAAAGUGCUCCUUCCUUUUCCUCCAAGCUGCACAAUUGUUUUAUUCACUGAGGCAUGUGGACAAAGGAUUGCCACAGAAUUGUAGUCUCUGUGUAAUUAGGCAUUUACCUGUUUGAAAGAAGCGCAAUGCAGCCGUCUGCUGUGAUACCUGGAGCAAGUGUGGCAGGAAGCAAACAAUUUAACAAGUGCAUUAUGCCGGGAUGACACAAAACAGAUUUUGGCCUCUGAACUAGUCAGGACUGGCAUGGAGAAGAGAGAGAGAGUAAACUAGCUUACUGCCCAAAGGUAAAAUUUGCAUGCAUUGCAUUCAUUCUAUCCUUUUUCCUCUGGCCCCACCCACCCUGUCAUGUGGCCCCUGAAAGAUUGUGCAGGAAGGAAUGCUGCCCUCAAGAUGGAAAAACGUCCCCUGCUCUAUCCUGGAGAGCAAUCUAAUUUAGUACAUUUAGUUUUAUUUAGUAAACACUGCUAAAAUGUUGAGCCUGCCAAGCGUGCCUAAUACCAUCUUUGCAAUUGGCAUUUGUUCCUUGUUGCCAACGAACUAACAAAAUGGGGCAUUUUCUGCAGAGGAAAAUUUAAAAGGUCCACUCCACAUUGCUGGUGUGGAUGGAGGGGGCUGUAUUCUGCAAGUACUCUCGCAAGCAAGGCUGCAGUACAUGUCUGUGCAUCCCUGCAGGGUUGUUGUCAGGGAAUUGGGCCACUCAAGUUUCAGAAGGGGUGG
Messenger RNA from Zootoca vivipara (common lizard), 6940 nucleotides. The record is from RefSeq and is a predicted model, not a curated record. Lineage: Eukaryota; Metazoa; Chordata; Lepidosauria; Squamata; Lacertidae.